Messenger RNA from Arabidopsis lyrata subsp. lyrata, 2045 nucleotides. RefSeq lists its product as uncharacterized. Lineage: Eukaryota; Viridiplantae; Streptophyta; Magnoliopsida; Brassicales; Brassicaceae. The record is from RefSeq and is a predicted model, not a curated record. The coding region runs from base 132 to 539 and encodes 135 amino acids. The transcript has 2 exons.
UUUCUGAUUGGGGAAAAACCUAAGUGAAGAAGAGAGACAAGACAACAACAACACAAAAGCAAACACAAUUCUCACCGAUCAAAUCUCUCUCUGGGUUUUGAAAAAGUCGGAAUCUUUCUUGAGUUUGGUUAAUGCCUGGGAACCACAGUGAGAUUUCGUUAAAUGAACAAAACAGAGUCGAUAACGAUACCAAUACGAAGACGACAAGGAAGAAGAAGAAGAAGAAAGAUGUAACAAUCGUUGAUGAUGAUGAUAAUCAAUUGGAUAGCACCAAUCAAUUGGUAACGAAGAGUAAGAAUCGAUUUAUAGCCAAGUUUCGAAAGAAACCCAAAUCGCCAAAAGGGUCGCGUAAAGGUGGAUGCUUUCGUGUGAUGAUGCGACCUCGAAGGAGAGAGAGGGAUGGUGAUGAUGAUGAUGAUGCUGAUUCGGUUUUGUCUCCAGUUUCUGAUCCUAAUGAUGAAAGGUUUAGUCAUGAGAUGAUGAGAGUUAUGUUAGAGACUAAUGAUUUCUGCUCUGAUGAGUGUAAUCCACAUCGGUGAAUAUUUGUAAGUUUGAUUUAUUGGGAUUGGGAUUGGGGUUGUUGGUUGAUUCUUAUUAUUUAUAGAUUUUUUGGUUUUGGUUUUUGUUUUUGGAUCAAUUUGUAUAGAAUCUCUCUUCUGGAUUAAAUUCAUCAAAUUGCAUAUGAGUGUUUUUUCUUAUGUUUUAGUCCAAUUGUGAUUCUUUAUGCAGAGCCUUUGUGUUUGAUUCUGAUUCGUAUAGCAGAGUUGUUAUUGGUAGUUUUCAUUGAAUUGAGCUUGCUUCUUUAGCUUUCUAGGAAGUCUAACACAUAUAGAUUUGGAUUGUUUUCAGUUCAUAAUAGUAAAUGUGGAUGAUUGUUGUCUAUGUCUACUGUGGUAAAGGAAAGAUGAUAAUGCAGUGAGUUUAUUUGAAGAAUUUUAGGUGCUCAAGCCUAAGUCUAUAGGUCUACUAUAACUAUUGUAAGACUGAGUAUGGCCUGUUGUGACUUGGUUAGAAAGCAGUUCGUGAUGAGUUGGUUUAUAAGAUGCCUUGGGAGAUUGUUUACGACGUGUGGUCUGUGUAGGGUUUGGUUUGUGGAUUUGGUGAGAGUUGAGAGCCUUAAUGAAGGAAGUCUUUCUGGUUUUGUGAACUGAAGAAGAAAGCUUAAGUUCUUAGCAUAUUAGUUCAAAGCAGAGGGACUGGAAGAAACAAUUAAGAAUUGGAUUUCAGUGAUAUUGCUGAAUGAGUAUCGAUACUGCCGAUUCUUAGGUCUACUGGAGCGACUUUUUUCUUUAGUAAAAACUACAUGGCUGGAUCAGGUGUUAGAGGCAUUAACUUAGUUUUCUAUAGUGGAAGCUCGUACACUUACUUCAAUGCCGAAGCAUACCAAGAGAUUCUCGAUCUUAUAAGAAAAGACUUGAAUGGGAAUCCUUUGAUGGACACAAAAGAAGAUAAAAGCUUACCUGUCUGUGGAAAGACAAAAAACCUUUGAAAUCACUUAAUUAAUGAGGUCAAGAAAUACUUCAAGACGAUUACUUUACGAUUUGGGAGUAAAUGGGGCAGAGUUUUUCUGUUUUGUAAUACUCCAGUAGGCCUGAACGGAACUGAGUAUCGAUACUGCCGAUUUCUUAGGUCUACAGGAGCAGAGUUUUAACUGUUUUGAUUGUUUCUUAUAUAUGAGUCUAUGGCACACUGAGUUCAACUAUAUGUAAUGCCUCUUACCUUUUCUGAAUUGCCUCUGCCUUGGAGUUCUAUGAAGAGCAAUGCUCAUCCUCCACGAAGUAAAAUCGUUAACUGGUCGUGUUUACUUACUGCAGAGAUACUGAUACAGAAACUAGUCAUAACUACGGAUAUAGUCCAGUCACCAUACUCUUAUAGACAUUCAAGCCUUAUCGAUGAACCUGCGUGAUGCGCGUUUGUUAUAUACCCUUACUAGUUGUGAAUUUUGCAAAUGAUAUAUAGAUUCAAGCAUUAUUCUGCUCGUAUACUUGGAAUGAUCUAUAAUGAUUUGUAUAGCUUGAAUGUGAAUGCAUUUGAAGUUUUGAAUA